Molecule: messenger RNA, 1709 nt
Organism: Rhinichthys klamathensis goyatoka
Lineage: Eukaryota; Metazoa; Chordata; Actinopteri; Cypriniformes; Leuciscidae
Gene: gprin1
Product: G protein-regulated inducer of neurite outgrowth 1
Exons: 1
Coding region: 1-1602 (533 amino acids)
Biological process (GO): neuron projection development
Cellular component (GO): plasma membrane
Source: RefSeq, a predicted model, not a curated record
AUGGAGGGUCCUGUUCUGACAGAAAGUGAAGUUUGGAAAGUUGGCUCAGGGACCAGCUCAAGUUUAAACACGGAUGACCGAAGUAUUGACUAUUCGCCCCUUAUGAAUGACACCGUAACUGACGAAAACCUGUCAAAAGCAUCUGAAAUCCCAGGGACCUCAAUCCAAGAGCAGAUCUGCGGCAGCAUCCAGGAACAACCCGACCCAGAGGUUACAUCAGAUCAGAUCAAGUCAGUAAUUCCACAUGAGCAGCGAUUAGAAGAAGAUUUACCUUCCACUCAAACAGCAGUAGAGUGCAAUAAGGCACCUCCUGAGUCAGCGUGCAAACAAGAGAGGUGUGUCGACCGAGCAGAGGAACCAGCAGAUAAGAUAUGCUUGGCGCUUGGUCGACAAAACCUUGACCAGGAGAUUAACCAGGAGAUCACCAUACUGGUGACCAAUCAUGACUGUAUAUUUGAGGAUGAGGAGGAUGAGGAGUUUGGGGAGCAGAAGACUUCCAGCUGCCCUACUGAACCCGAGACUGUCUCUUCCGUUGAGGGUGGAGGAGUGACUGAGGAAGAGAGUCUCGAUGGUUCCAUCGUGGUGGUGAACAUGAUUGAUGUCAGUCAAGUUCAGAAGACCAGCGUGAUAACUAACGCAUCAACUGAGCAGAAUACCACCAAUGAAGAACCAAGAUUGCCUGGAGAUCCUGGGGAUAGUAGCAAUGAGACAAACUCUGGGAGAAAAGGUUCAAGCACCCCUCAGGAAACAGACACAAGUAGCACACAUGCUAACACAAGGGCCUCAGUGGAAGUGAAUGUCUGCAGUCUGGAAGAUCAGCCCACACAGCCUAAAGGCGUAGAAGUAAAACUGGAGAAAAUCGAAUUGACUGACUCCAGGAAUGCCGUACGGCCCGCGCAAGAGACGCUUGGCGUGACUCGGUCACCUGGACGCGCCCAGCAUGUGCAAACCCAGGUCAGUCUGGAAGUGAUGUACCAAUCAGUGGCCACCAGCCCCAUGACUCCUCCCGAGGGCUCUGCAGCGUUCAUUUUUCCAAGCACCUUUGGAAAACUCGCCAACAAGUGUAGUACAGAGGUGUCCCAGACCAAAGAUGCAGAGUUGCAGGUGGGCUUGCAGGUGGAAGUCCGUUCAGUUGCCACAGCUCCCAUGAGCCCGAUUACUCUGACCGCACCUGAGGUUAUUCCAGAGCCGGAACCACGGAUUGGGGUGGUGCCAGAGGAAGCCCCAGAGCCCGUGCCGGAGGUGAGCUGGGACGAAAAGGGAAUGACUUGGGAGGUGUAUGGUGCAGUGGUGGAGGUGGCAGUGCUGGGUACGGCUAUCCAGAAACACCUGGAGAAACAGGUAAAGAAGCAAAACAAACAACCUUCGGCCUUGCCUGCUCCGACAGAUGAUCUGCCAGCGGAUCUGACCGAAACAUCUACACCGAUGCCUUCCAGUCCUCCCCCCAUGCCAGACCCCGGUGAAAGCAGCCCUGCCAAAGAACAAAGAGAGGAAAAGACGGUGAAGAGCGGCAGGCGUCGACAGAAUCCUUUUCGCCAGUGGUUCAGGAACGUCCGGCGACCAAGUUGUUGUUCAAGACCACGUCAAGAUGAGGAAAACUAAGAAAGGCAUGAAAGUCGAAAUCAUCUUGAGACAAUCUCUCCCAGCUUUGUACACUUUGGCCGUGCACAGGAUUGGGUUUAGUUCGAUAAUACACCCCUUUACCAUUC